AUGGCUGAAUUGAACCCGGCAUUUGUUCUUCAGUCCAUCCAGAACGUCUCGUUCGAGAACCGUGAGGUCCCAAAGCUCCGCGACGAGUAUGAUGUACGCGUUCACAUCGAGCAGACUGGCAUCUGUGGCUCAGAUGUCCACUACUGGCAGCGGGGCCGCAUUGGCGAUUUCAUCCUCGAGAGUCCCAUUGUUCUGGGUCACGAGAGUUCUGGUACUGUUGUCGAGGUCGGCAAGAACGUGAAGAAUCUCAAAGUCGGAGACCGGGUUGCUAUCGAGCCCGGUGUCCCCUGCAGACAUUGUGACUACUGCCGUGCCGGUGCAUACAAUCUUUGCGCAGAUACCGUCUUCGCGGCCACACCACCGUGGGAUGGGACACUACAGAAGUACUACAUCGUCGCCGGAGACUACUGCUACCCGAUCCCUGCGCACAUGACGGCCGAGGACGGCGCGCUUGUCGAGCCUGUAGCCGUCGCGGUACAAAUCUGCAAGGUCGCAGGUCUUCGCGGUGGACAGAGUGUCCUCGUCUUCGGCUGCGGGCCCAUCGGCGCCCUGUGCCAGGCCGUGGCCAAGGCGUACGGCGCCAGCAAGGUCGUCGGCGUCGACCUGUCAAAAUCCCGCGCCGAUUUUGCGAGAUCCUUUGGUGCCGACGACGUCUUUGUUCCGUCACCAGAGGAGGCCGCCGGCAAUGUGGAUCCCGUUGACGCAUCCCGUGCCAUGGGCGAAAAGAUCGUGAAGACCUUUGGCCUGGGCGAUGGCGCAGACGUGGUGCUUGAAUGCACCGGGGCCGAGCCGUGCAUCCAGGCUGGCGUCUUUGCAGCCAAGAAGGGCGGCACCUUUGUACAGGCCGGUAUGGGCAAAGAGAAUGUCGUGUUUCCCAUCACAACGGCGUGUAUCAGAGCCUUACAUAUUUUGGGCUCAAUCCGUUACACCACCGGCUGUUAUCCUGAGGCCGUAAAUCUCGUUGCCUCUGGCAAGGUGAACCCACGAAAACUCAUAACGCACAGGUUCAAAUUCGAACAGGCGUUGGAGGCUUUCGAAAUUGUGAGACAAGCCAAGGAGGACACGCUUAAGGUUAUCAUUGAGGGUGUUCAAAAGUAG
Messenger RNA from Diaporthe amygdali, 1098 nucleotides. RefSeq lists its product as uncharacterized. The record is from RefSeq and is a predicted model, not a curated record. Gene Ontology annotation, molecular function: zinc ion binding; L-iditol 2-dehydrogenase (NAD+) activity. Bases 1 to 1098 code for a protein of 365 amino acids. Lineage: Eukaryota; Fungi; Ascomycota; Sordariomycetes; Diaporthales; Diaporthaceae. Gene Ontology annotation, biological process: D-sorbitol catabolic process. The transcript has 4 exons.